Messenger RNA from Symbiodinium natans, 658 nucleotides. Lineage: Eukaryota; Dinophyceae; Suessiales; Symbiodiniaceae. The record is from the annotation of a GenBank genome assembly.
GCCUCUCCCCCAGCCGCGGCGGCCUCUGUCUGCGAGGCUCGAGCACAGGGAGGUCGAGGACGUACCGCCCCUGCCGGUGGACGGCAUUGCCAAUGUGCUGGUCUCAAGCUUGCGUGAGACGGAGGGCCGGGGGUUGCCACCGGAGCUGCGAUGCCCCGAGGCGGCCAUACAGCACCUGGCUCCGGGCACGCGGCUUAGGCCCUGCAGGUCCACGAGCUGCUGCUGGCGCUGGGUGGCCACGAAGCUCUUGGACGAGUGCUUGAGCGCAGCGGCCAAGGCGGUCAUCUUGCGCAAGACGCUGGACGAGGAGCUGGGCGACUCGAUCCUCCAGCAGCUGCUCAACCUCGAGGGCGACCACGAGGCGCUACAGGAGCGCCUCGGCCAUGUCCGCAGCCAGUUCGACCUCGAGCGCGCCGCGCGGAGCGCCCUCGAGGAGAAGUUGGCGGAUAUGGGCGUUCAGCUUCAAGAGGCAGUGGAGAAGAGCCAGCGGUCUGCGCGCGCCGAGAGCCGCGCGGUCUCCGCGCGCCUGGCCGCGGAGGAGAAGGUCAGCGAGCUGCAGAACGAGCUGGACUUGCAGGCCAAGAACACGCCGGAGGAGCUCAAACGCCGAACGCUGGCUGCCGAGGCCGAAGUGGAGCGCAUCAGGGCCGAGUCGGAG